Danaus chrysippus (African queen) is the source of this 2646-nucleotide messenger RNA. NCBI's taxonomy places the organism in Eukaryota, Metazoa, Arthropoda, Insecta, Lepidoptera, Nymphalidae. The record is from the annotation of a GenBank genome assembly.
AUGAGGGUCACCGGAGUAUCUAUAACGUUGGCAAACAGUAUAAUAGGUGUCGGUAUACUUGCAAUGCCAUUUUGUUUUCAACAAUGUGGAAUCAUUCUCGCAACCCUCAUUUUAAUAUCAAUGGGCCUAGUAUCCAGAUUAUGCUGUUAUUUUCUAUUAAAAUCAGCUAUCAUAACCAGAAGACGAAACUAUGAGUUUUUAGCUUUUCACAUUUUCGGAUCAGUCGGUAAAACAGCCAUCGAAUUAGGAAUUAUCGGAUUUUUGAUGGGCACAUGUGUUGCUUACUUUGUUGUGGUUGGAGAUUUGGGUCCUCAAAUUAUAGCAAAGAUUUUCAAUAUAAACCAAAGUGAUACAUUGAGAACAUCAAUUAUGGUGAUUGUGUCAUUGGUCUGUGUACUUCCUUUAGGGUUGUUACGAAAUGUGGAUAGUCUUAGUAAUGUCAGUGCUGCAACUAUAGCAUUUUAUUUUUGUCUAGUUAUUAAGGUAAUAGCUGAGGCUGGGAGCGAGAUGAUCUCAUCUGAUUGGACAAGUCGGAUAGAGUUAUGGAAACCAUCUGGUGUGCUUCAAUGUGUACCGAUAUUCUCUAUGGCAUUGUUCUGUCAGACCCAACUGUUUGAAAUCUUUGAAUCAUGGCCGAUGGCUUCAUUGGAUAAAAUGUGUAUGGUUACCAAAAAUGCGAUCAAUAUUUGCUCAGCUGUAUAUUUCACACUUGGAGUUUUCGGGUACAUCGCUUUUGGCUCAAAAGAAAUAUCAGGGAAUAUUUUAGUGAGCUUGAGUCCUACUAUGGCGAGUGACGUCAUCAAGUUGGGAUUCGUAAUGUCCUUGGCGUUCAGUUUCCCACUCAUAAUAUUCCCGUGCAGAGAGAGUCUGUACUCAUUUUUCUAUAGAACGGCGAUGUCCGGUGACCGUUCAGCGAUGUCGGUUCGUUCUCACAGAGUACUGACAGCCCUUAUAGUGGGAGCUUCUUUAUGUUGUGGCGUCGCAUUACCAGCGGUGGAGCGUGUACUUGGUCUAUUGGGAUCGUCCGCGGGAUCUCUUGUAUGUUUGGUCUUUCCUGCCGCCUUAUAUUCAAAUCUGUGCCGACGAGAAAAAGGCGAGAAAAUAGCCGCGCGUAUGGUGGUGGCUCUUGGACUAAUGGUUUUGGUUUUGGGAUCGUACGCUAAUAUAAAAUCUCCUGAUACACGUGAUCAUUACGAUCAUAGCAUAGAGAGGGAACGUAUUGAUCGCAUCGUUGAAGACUUUUUCCAUAAAAUGGAGAGAUCUGAUGAAGUUAUGGCGAAACCUGAAAUGCAGAUCCCGUCUCGUGUGGAAGUGAACAAUUUGGAAAAUUCAAUCAUCAAGGACUCUGAAGUGCAACCACCGAACCCGGUACCGCCGGAAUCACACUCCGAUGAGAAGAAAUCACCACCGUUUAAUAUAGUAGACAGUAAAUUAAAACAACUUGUACAGGAACGCAAGGAAUUGGAUAAAGUAGCAGAAGCUAAACCAAGUAACAUACAGAUAAAAUUAAAUGGCGAAGAAGUAGCUAAUGGCAUCAAACUAACAAAAGAAGAAAAUAUUAAAAAAGACGAGGAAAAAGUUAAAGAGAUCAAGACGGCGUCGAAUCAGGAAAAAAUUGAUAUAAUAAAGCAACAACAGUUGAUAGAAACUAUAAAACAACACGGAGAAGAACAGAGAGAACUUAUUAAAGAACAGAAAGAAAUCUUGGUUGAGUUAAAGAAGACGAAAGAUGAAAUGAAGAAGAAUAAAGAAGAAUCUGACAGUAAAGAUGCGAAAAAAAUAGCCGUUGAGAGCAUACAGAAAAUAGCUGACGUUGCUAUAAAGAGCUUAGUCGGCGAUACAGAUAAGAUUGAAGACAAAAAUUCAAAACCCGAAGAGCCAAUAGCGAAUAUAAUAAAUAAAGCCGUAAGCGAUAUCGCUAAGAAAGCUGAGGAAACUUUGGACGCUAUAAAGAAAGAUGAAGCCAAAGAAGAUAAGCCUAUAGAGAAAUUAAUUGUACAAGAUAACGUAGGAAAAUCACUCGACCAGCAAAAGCCAGUACAAAAACCUCAAGAAAUCGAAGACAAACCAGUUAAAAUAGUGACUGAGCGCAAAAAUGUCGAUGCUAAUGUUCCUAUAAAUAUCCAAAACCAACCUAAGAUAAAUGAAAAAGAUUCAACCAAGGAAAAUCAAAAUGCACAAGUUAUUGGUGAUAAACCUAAAGAACAUGUACAUAUGCCGGAUGAACCACAAUCAUACAAACAAGGAGAGGAUGUACAGAGUGAUAAACAAAAAAUUUCUAAUAUAAAUAACAAGGAAAAUAUACCCAAAGACAAUAAAGAUAACUUAAAUAAAAUACAACAAACAGCUGGCAGUAAUAAAGAGCAGAACGGUUUUAUAUACAAAGAAACAAAUAUACUCAAAGAUAUAGCGAACGGUAAUAUAAUACCGAGAAAGAAGAGAGAAGUUGUGGAUUGUACGGAAAAAAUGCUUUUAAAAGCAGAAAGUAGACAGAUAUGUUUGAAUCAAUUCAACAAGAGGGACGAUGAAAAUAAAGAUUCUUAUAUAAAAAAUGUUAAUUUAGGCGAAGUCGAUCUACAGAAUAGUCUGCCCAUACAUAUUAGAUCAUUAAAAAGUAUAAAUGAAGUGAAAAACGACAGUCUUUAA